Molecule: messenger RNA, 327 nt
Organism: Oppiella nova
Lineage: Eukaryota; Metazoa; Arthropoda; Arachnida; Sarcoptiformes; Oppiidae
Source: the annotation of a GenBank genome assembly
GUAAAGUUAAAGGGAAAACUCACAUGACUUUCAUAAUCAGUGUUUACUUUAAGUGUUAGUGUUUUUGGUCAUAGCCUCCAGUAAUUGAUCCCAAGAGUUGGUGAUCAUUAAGAUAUGGAUCAGUUGUCGAGUGUCUUAAAUAAUAUAAGUAAUGAUGAGUUGGUCACAAUGGAAAGGGAGGCCAAGGAUUAUGCCUUAUCUCAAGGUAUUGGCUUCAAACUCAAGACUAACCCAUUGGACACCAUAUCCAUGGCACCCAUUACUCUAUUUCCCUCCCCUUUAGGCUUCUUGGUGAAGGUCUGGCCGUUUGCGGAAGUCGGCCACUAG